AUGCGGCGCCAUAAUCGCUCGAACAAUCCACCGCCACUGGGAAGCACGCAGCCAUGGCUGGAUCAAGGAAACUCCAACAAUAACCCUGCUGUCAAAAGACGACUUUGGGUGCAGAAAGUCUGCCAGCUGCAUGCAUCUGUAGCAAGAUUGAAGCUAUACGCCAGGAAACCCCGUAUAUCGACGGGGUUGCAUGUGGAUAAGGAAUUGACGUGCGUGCCGCAUUGUCGCUGGGCUCUGAGAACAAGGCUAGAAGCUAAUGCGUCACAACAAUGCCCGUUCCGGAAAUAA
This is a messenger RNA of Ogataea haglerorum, 288 nucleotides long. RefSeq lists its product as uncharacterized. The coding region runs from base 1 to 288 and encodes 95 amino acids. The transcript has a single exon. Lineage: Eukaryota; Fungi; Ascomycota; Pichiomycetes; Pichiales; Pichiaceae. The record is from RefSeq and is a predicted model, not a curated record.